CGGCAAGUGGGUACAGGCAGGCGUACAGGUGACCGAAGCAUGAUUCACGGUGACAACAGCCUACAACAGUCUUCAACAGCUCAACAGCUCAACACAACCUCGUCCACGUCUUGCGCCUUGACACGCUAGCUAUUUCGGCAAAGAACUUGAGAGGUCUCGAAUCAUGUCACACCGAAAUCCUACGGACGACCCGGAAGAUGAAGACUUGGACGAUCUGGAUGACAUCCUCCCGACCUUUUCAAAACCCGUACCUGCGCCUCCGCCCCCGAAUCCCACUCAUACCAAGACCACAGCUCCUGCUUCCAAUCGGACGACAAACGAACCCACAGCACAAGAUGGAGAGGAAGAUGUAGAUCCAGAGUUCGAAGCAGAGCUAGCGAGAGGUAUGGAGUCUCUCCUGCGGGAACUCGGGAUGGGAGGUCCUACCACAAAUACUGGCCCAAUUGGAACAUCCACCUCGGCACCGAAUCAAGCUCACUCCGAAACAGGGGAACCGGAUGAAGCUCAAAUGCAAGCCCUUCUCGAUAAACUCCUCUCUGGUAAUAUGGACGACCUCGACCUCGGUUCGUUCGGUGUACCUUCUACCGAUACCGCCAGCAAGAGCGCGAGUACAAGCAAAUCAGAAUCAAAUGGCGGAUCAUCUCGACCACAGGCCACAGGGACAGCAAAGUCAGACAGAAUAACACCAUCGGGAACCAGUAAAGAUCAGGGGUUAUCGUUCGAAGAGACGAUCGAGCGGACGAUGAGGAAUCUCAAGGAAGGUGCAGAUGAUGCUAAGAAGAGCAAGCCCGCAGCUCAAGACCCCCUGAUGGCUCUGCUCGCUCAACUGACUUCGAACCCGAACGCUUUAGGAGAUCUCGAUCUCGACGGGCUAGACCUCUCCGCCCUAAGCGCCAGUCUAGGUCUUGACGGAAAAGCUGGAGGAGCUCUGGGAGAAGGUGGAGACGAAGGGAUGGGCGGGGUGUUGGAUGGGAUGAUGAGAGGGUUGAUGACCAAGGAGAUUCUGAUGGAGCCAUUGGAAGAGUUGGCAGAGAAGUACCCUCCCUACCUGACCGCCCAAAGAAGCAACCCAACAAUCCCCCCCACCCAAUUGUCAAACUACGAGACCCAAUCGCAAAUAAUAUCCCAAAUCCUGGAUCUCUUCCGACGACCGGGUUAUUCAGAUGACGAUGAGGAGAAGAGGAAAGAGGUCUAUGACCUCAUGUGUCGGAUGCAGGAGAUGGGGAGUCCGCCCGAAGAGGUCAUGGGGGAGAUGCCGGAGGGUUUGGGUUUCGGGGAUGAGGCAUGUACCAUCAUGUGAUCGGAUGCCUGUAUCAGUGAUUCAGGGCUAUACAAUGGGUGUGUUUGACGGUCAACGGAGUUGUAUAUCAAUCGCAUGGUCUGUCGAUGUUGUCUCGAGGUAUGGAGAGCUAUACAUAUACGCAUUUCAUGGGAGUCGAAACCUGAAC
Molecule: messenger RNA, 1448 nt
Organism: Filobasidium floriforme
Lineage: Eukaryota; Fungi; Basidiomycota; Tremellomycetes; Filobasidiales; Filobasidiaceae
Product: Pex19 protein
Exons: 5
Coding region: 164-1300 (378 amino acids)
Biological process (GO): protein import into peroxisome membrane
Cellular component (GO): peroxisomal membrane; peroxisome
Source: RefSeq, a predicted model, not a curated record